AUGUGCCGACCAGCCACCACCACCACUUCUUCCCCCGCUACCGCUGCUCUUGAGAGCCUAAUCAGCAGUAGCAACAAACGCGUGAAGCGCUCCACUAUGGAUUCGCCCAACGCCUCCUUUACCUUUGACAUGUCUGAGCUUUUCAACUUGGCCACCGAAGACGAAAGCCCCUUGGCUUUUCCUUCGAUCGAGUUUGGCUUGGAUGAUGCCUCUGACGAUGACGACAAGAGUGUCUCCUCUAUCUGUACAAACCUGAGCACCCUGUCUGAUUCUUCCUCCCUUGGAAAGCGCAGCCGCACCGGCGGUAUGACGCGAUCCAAGAAAGCCCGCAGUCUCAACGACUUGAUGGGAUGA
Messenger RNA from Seminavis robusta, 354 nucleotides. NCBI's taxonomy places the organism in Eukaryota, Bacillariophyta, Bacillariophyceae, Naviculales, Naviculaceae. The record is from the annotation of a GenBank genome assembly.